Messenger RNA from Parnassius mnemosyne (clouded apollo), 4025 nucleotides. The record is from the annotation of a GenBank genome assembly. Lineage: Eukaryota; Metazoa; Arthropoda; Insecta; Lepidoptera; Papilionidae.
ACAGUGUCGUUAUUUUUAUUAUUACUAAGGGUAUUAGUGUUCUGUGAUUAUUACAGUUUCAAAGUUGAUCGAGUGUAGUUUUGCGUUGAUUUAUUUCCGUAACUAAUCCUCUCAAUUCCUGAAGCUGUAAUACUACCUUGUCUUGCAACAUGUAUAACAAGUGUUGUGUUCCAACGUGUACUAGUAGACGAAAGGACGUCAGUUUUCAUAUGUUGCCAAAAAGUGAGAUAGGACUCAAAAAAUGGUUACAGUGUAUUAAUUGUGAAAGACUGCGAAGCUUGAGUUCCCAGAAACUUCGUAAACAUUUUGUUUGUCACAAACAUUUUGAGAAGAGGUUUCUCGCAAUCACGCGCGAAAGAGUUCGUCUUUGCCCAAACGCCUAUCCAACGUUGUUUACUGUUAGCGAGAUGUCCACUGGUAUUCCGCAAACGGUUGCAAGAAUCGCCGUUGAAACUGAGAAAAGCAAUAAUGAUCACAAUUAUUGUAAAAAAAGGCAGCAUUUGGAUCACACCUACUGUAUUCCAGAAGUUGUAGAAAAACGCUUUAAGGCUUCAAAUACUGACAACACUGAAACGGAAUCAGAUAUAAAUUCCUACCAACAACCUUCUACAUCUACAUAUGAAAGUGGAACCAUGGAAGUACCAACAGCAGGUAAGAAAUUUAAAUAUUAGUAAUCACUAGCAUUUGCAUACCUGACAGUAAAUUUUUUAUAAAAAUAAUAAUACUAAAUUUAUAUAUUUCUCACACACUUGGUACAUGUAGUAAGUUGUUUAUGACUACAUGCUUUUUCUUUUUAUGUGUUAAAAAAUCUUUCGCUAUAUGUAGAUAGAAUUAAUGAUGCCCCAUAGUUAUUGUUAGUAAUCAUGUGUUACAUGAUGUAAAAACAUCAACUGUACACCCAAUCUAUGUUACAGUAGAAAAUGCUACAUUGAGUAUUUGAAGGAGGUAUUUAACUUGUUUUUCUUAUUUCCUUUUUUUUUAUUUUAGAUAAAAAUGCGCUUCAUUCUCCAAUAACAAGGAGAAAACAGCAUAUCAUACAGACAAAUAAGCUGUCACCGCAUUGUGCUAAGCUUUACAGGCAAUACAGAAAAUCACAGAGGCAGCUUAAUUUCAAAACACGAGCAAAACAGGCGGUGAAAUUUUCAAAAGAACAGUCAUUUGUAAAGCUCACAGAAAAAUUGAAUCCAAUUGCUAAAAAGUUUUUAUGGAUGCAGAUUAAAGAAUGUACUAAAAAAGCCAGGGGCAGGCGAUUCUCUGAUGAAGAAAAAUUGAUAGCAAUGGCGAUAAUGAAACAGAGCCCAAAGUGCUAUAGAUUUCUUCAUAGAAUAUUUAUCUUACCGUCAAAAUAUACCAUAAACAAAAUGAUAGCUAAAUUGAAUAUAGAAGCAGGAAUCAAUUUUCAAAUAUUUGAUGCUAUCAAAACAGAGGCACUGUAUUUUUUUUAAUAAAUUUACUUUUUCCAUAAUCUAUAUAUUAUAUAAUAUGUAGCUACAGUCUACUUGUGCUGCUGGUUGCAUCAAUGUUAGGCAGUUUGAAAGCAUGUCUUCUUUUAUUUUUUGUUUUAAGCAUGCAGAUUUCUUCUCGAUGUUUUUCUGCACUGUUAAGUAUGUGGUAAAUCAGCAUCGAAAUUUGCAAGUAAAUUUUAAAUGUGGUAGAGCCACGCUGCAGCUGUAUUAUGGUUGUAGCACGAAUGGGUUGAACCACGCUCUCACAGAAUGUCAGCGUUAAAUAGCGGCUUAAUGUCGAUGUGUAUUGUGUGGUGAGUGUAGAAAACUGGAAACGAGGUAUUCCAUCUCGGUCCUCAGGGGUGGCAAUGCAUCUGCAUUUUGAUUCACAAUCGAAGAUAGAUAUUGACGUCUAUGAACUGCAGAAUAUGCUUAUCAUCAGGUGGACUGUGUGCUCGUUUGUCACUCUUAUACUAUAAAAACCAAGUGGUUAUCCACAGUGGCUACCACUACACUGUAUGUUUGUAUAUUAAAGUAAAUAUUGACUAAUUAUAUUGCUUACAGGUCAACACUUGGGAUGAAAAGAAAAAAUAUUGUUCCAUACUGUUUGAUGAAGUGGCCUUAGAAGUGGCAGUGUCUUAUGACAAACAUAAAGAUUUAAUUAGUGGAUUUGUUGAACUUAACAAAAAAACAAGUGAUUUUGCUGACCAUGCCCUUGUCUUUAUGUUGCGGGGAGUUGUUCACAAGUGGCAACAACCCCUGGCCUUCUACUUCUGUAAAGGAGCAACUUCAGGAGUUGAAUUAAAAGAUAUUAUCAAGGACAUGAUAACAGCUGUAGGUAACACAGGACUUAGACCAGUGGCUCUAGUCUGUGAUCAGGGCACAGCAUUUCAAUCUGCCCUGAAGAGCCUUCAAGAGGACACAAGGCGAGAGCAAAUAAUUUCAGGUGAAAGGAUUGGUGAGUAGGCCUUGCCAUUUUUAUAUGUAAUUUCUUGCCAACAAAAUUAAAAUUGUGGAGUGGUGUUUGUAGCUACAUUGUAAUUAUUUUUCAGAUGACGUGAUUGUAAUUAAUGGCCAUACACUUAGUGUAAUUCAUGAUCCACCUCAUCUAAUAAAAGGAUUAAGAAAUAAUUUCCUAAAUAAAGAUAUAAAAUAUAAUGAAAAGAUUUCAAAAUGGAGUGACAUUGUUGAAGUGUAUAAAACAGACUGCAAUCUUGCACAGAUGAGGCUUUUACAUAAAUUAAAUGAUGAACAUGUGAUUCCAGAGAAAAUUAAAAAGAUGAAGGUUAAAAAUUGCACUAGAGUGUUUAGCAAGACAGUAGCUGCUGCGUUAUCAUAUACUGCUCAGUUUUGUAAGUUCCUAAGCUAAAUUUUGCAUAAUAUUUUAAGCUUGAGUCAAAGCUAAACUUUAACUUUUUGAAAUAAAUUAAAAUUGAAUUGAACCUAAUUUUUUUCAGCUCAUUAUGCAGAUGGAAAGCAAGUAAGCUCGACUUUGAAAAAUACAGCUGAAAUUAUAUCAUUCUUCGACGACCUCUUUGACUCAGUUAAUGGAACUUCAUAUAAUAAAAUAUCCAAAGGAAAAGCUUUAAGACAAGCAGUAACGGAAAAAUCCUCACAUCACAAAUUUUGGAGGGAAGCAAUCCUAAGACUGCAAAGCAUAAAAUUUAUAGAUGAUCAAGGUAAAGAAACAUCUGUGCCUUCAUUAAAAAACUGGAUAACAACUCUCAAAAGCUACCAGAGAUUAUGGCAAUAUCUAAGUGAAAAAAAUAUUAAAUUUUUGCGCCCGCGGUAUUUAAAUUCUGAUCCUAUUGAAAACUUUUUUGGACAAAUGCGUGUGUACAAUUUUAGAAAUACGAAUCCAAAUUGCCAAACAUUCAAAAGUACCUUUAGAUCACUGUUAAUUACAAGGUUUAUAAAGUUCCACUCAGAUAGUUACAAUUGUGAAGAAGAUUCUGGUGAACAAUUAUUAAAAUUAAAAUCAUUGUUUUGUACAAAAGAAAAAUCUGAUAAUACUAAGCAAAUCCAUUUAUUUGAGUCCUCUGAGCUAUCGAGUUGGGUAGAAAGUGAAAGUUCAGCAAAGCAGGAAACAAUUAAUGUUCACUCACGUGCAUAUACCGCUGGGUGGGUCAUAAGAAAUAUACUAAAAAAUAAUAAUUGUCGGCAAUGUGAAGCUGAUUUAACAAAUAGGGAAUCCAAUUAUGAUAAAAGUUCUAUCAAUAAUUGGAUUUACCUUAAAGAAUUUAAAAGUAUAAAAGAAAAGAAACUGAUCUACCCUUCGGAACAUGCCGUAAGAUUUUUUGGGAUAAUAACACAAAAAGCAAACAAAUACUUAGAAACCAAACCUCAACAGAGUUAUAUUAUAAAAAAUAUAAAAACUCUCAUCAAGUCUAAGUAUUUGUUUGACUUUAUAAACUGCGAACUGCAUAAAGAUGCUGUUUCUGAACACUUUUUAACAUUAACUUUAAGAUUGACAGUGUUUAAUUGGCGCAAUGUCAUAAAUAAAAUAUUGAAAGGUACCGAUGUCCUAAGAUUAGAAAAUAAAGCUUUACCUCAAAUGCAAUUAAAAGCUCUUAAUAAAUU